AGGGUGUUAUAGUAGUUGAAAAAGACGCAAAGAUACCACGUCACCCACAUUUAAAUGUUCCAAAUUUGCAUAUAAUGAUGACAUUGAAAUCGUUGAAAAGUAGAAAUUAUGUUGAAGAGAAAUAUAAUUGGAAACACCAAUAUUUUAUAUUAAAUAAUGAAGGUAUUGAAUAUUUAAGAGAAUUUUUACACUUACCCCCAUCAAUAUUCCCAGCAACCUUAUCCAAGAAAACCGUUAACAGAGCUCCAAAAAUGGAUGAGGACAUGUCAAGAGAUGUAAGGCAACCAAUGGGAAGAGGAAGAGCCUUUGAUAGGAGACCAUUUGAAUAA
This is a messenger RNA of Plasmodium reichenowi, 329 nucleotides long. RefSeq names its product 40S ribosomal protein S10, putative. Lineage: Eukaryota; Apicomplexa; Aconoidasida; Haemosporida; Plasmodiidae. The annotation marks the transcript as partial. The record is from RefSeq and is a predicted model, not a curated record. The transcript has 2 exons. Gene Ontology annotation, molecular function: structural constituent of ribosome; RNA binding. Gene Ontology annotation, cellular component: cytosolic small ribosomal subunit.